AUGGAUGGAUCAACCUCUCCAAUUACUGAUACCAAUAUUAUCAAUAACACUACUACUAACUUCCCUUCAAAUUCAUCACAUCCUUAUGACUCGGUAACUCCACCACAGCAACAACCACCUUCAUUCAAUCAAAAUAUCAAUCAAAAAGGUUACAGAACAUCAGUGCCACCACCACAAUCUCAACCAUCUGUUUAUAAUUAUUUCGAAAAUCAAAAAACAAUGAUGAACAAAUUAAAUAACUCGGAAGAGCCAUAUGAGAUGCAAAUUGAUGACAAUAAAAUGAAAACGGGUUCUGGUUUACUUAACUUUGAAACUAUUUUAGAUCUAGGAAUUUAUAACAUAUCUUAUAACAAUCGUAGAUAA
Molecule: messenger RNA, 363 nt
Organism: Entrophospora candida
Lineage: Eukaryota; Fungi; Glomeromycota; Glomeromycetes; Entrophosporales; Entrophosporaceae
Source: the annotation of a GenBank genome assembly